Myotis davidii is the source of this 5132-nucleotide messenger RNA. It is a transcript of the gene PAX6, whose product is annotated as paired box 6. The coding region runs from base 532 to 1842 and encodes 436 amino acids. The record is from RefSeq and is a predicted model, not a curated record. Gene Ontology annotation, molecular function: RNA polymerase II cis-regulatory region sequence-specific DNA binding; DNA-binding transcription factor activity, RNA polymerase II-specific. Gene Ontology annotation, biological process: anatomical structure development; regulation of transcription by RNA polymerase II. The transcript is spliced from 14 exons. Lineage: Eukaryota; Metazoa; Chordata; Mammalia; Chiroptera; Vespertilionidae.
GCAUGUUGCGGAGUGAUUAGUGGGUUUGAAAAGCGAACCGUGGCUCGGCCUCAUUUCCCGCUCUGGUUCAGGCGCAGGAGGAAGUGUUUUGCUGGAGGAUGAUGACAGAGGUCAGGCUUCGCUAAUGGGCCAGUGAGGAGCGGUGGAGGCGAGGCCGGGCGCCGGCACACACACAUUAACACACUUGAGCCAUCACCAAUCAGCAUAGGGAUCUGAGAAUUGCUCUUACACACCAAACCAGCAGCCUCCGUGGAGAAAACUCUCGCCAGCAACUCCUUUAAAACACCGUCAUUUCCAACCGUUGUGGUCUUUAAGCAGCAAUAACAGCCACACAAAAAAAAACCAAACCCAAGCAAACAAAACUCUUGACAGGAGCUUUGACGGGAGAGGAUGCCUCAUAAAGGGGGAAGACCUUAACUAGGGGUGCGCAGAUGUGUGAGACCUUUUAUUGUAAGAGUGGACAGACAUCCCAGAUUUCAGAAUCCCAUAUUCGAGCCCCGUGGGAUCCCGCGCCCCACAGCCAGCGCCAGCAUGCAGAACAGUCACAGCGGAGUGAAUCAGCUCGGUGGUGUCUUUGUCAACGGGCGGCCACUGCCAGACUCCACCCGGCAGAAGAUCGUAGAGCUAGCGCACAGCGGGGCCCGGCCGUGCGACAUUUCCCGAAUUCUGCAGACCCAUGCAGAUGCAAAAGUCCAAGUGCUGGACAAUCAAAACGUGUCCAACGGAUGUGUGAGUAAAAUUCUGGGCAGGUAUUACGAGACUGGCUCCAUCAGACCCAGGGCAAUCGGUGGUAGUAAACCAAGAGUAGCGACUCCAGAAGUUGUAAGCAAAAUAGCCCAGUAUAAGCGGGAGUGUCCGUCCAUCUUUGCUUGGGAAAUCCGAGACAGAUUACUGUCGGAGGGGGUCUGUACCAACGAUAAUAUACCAAGUGUGUCAUCAAUAAACAGAGUUCUUCGCAACCUGGCUAGCGAAAAGCAACAGAUGGGCGCAGACGGCAUGUAUGAUAAACUAAGGAUGUUGAAUGGGCAGACCGGAAGCUGGGGCACCCGCCCUGGUUGGUAUCCAGGGACUUCAGUGCCAGGGCAACCUACCCAAGAUGGCUGCCAGCAACAGGAAGGAGGGGGAGAGAAUACCAACUCCAUCAGUUCCAAUGGAGAAGAUUCAGAUGAAGCCCAAAUGCGACUUCAGCUGAAGCGGAAGCUACAAAGAAAUAGAACAUCCUUUACCCAAGAGCAAAUUGAGGCCCUGGAGAAAGAGUUUGAGAGGACCCAUUAUCCAGAUGUGUUUGCCAGAGAAAGACUAGCAGCCAAAAUAGAUCUACCUGAAGCAAGAAUACAGGUAUGGUUUUCUAAUCGAAGGGCCAAAUGGAGAAGAGAAGAAAAACUGAGGAAUCAGAGAAGACAGGCCAGCAACACACCUAGUCAUAUCCCUAUCAGCAGUAGUUUCAGCACCAGUGUCUACCAACCAAUCCCACAACCCACCACGCCUGUUUCCUCCUUCACAUCGGGCUCCAUGUUGGGCCGAACAGACACAGCCCUCACCAAUACGUAUAGCGCUCUGCCACCCAUGCCCAGCUUCACCAUGGCCAAUAACCUGCCUAUGCAACCCCCAGUCCCCAGCCAGACGUCCUCGUACUCCUGCAUGCUGCCUACCAGCCCUUCGGUGAAUGGGCGGAGUUAUGAUACCUAUACCCCCCCACAUAUGCAGACACACAUGAACAGUCAGCCAAUGGGCACCUCCGGCACCACUUCCACAGGACUCAUUUCCCCUGGUGUGUCAGUUCCAGUUCAAGUUCCUGGAAGUGAACCUGAUAUGUCUCAGUAUUGGCCAAGAUUACAGUAAAAAAAAAAAAAAAGAGAGAGAAAGAAAAAAAUAUAUUGUGUUAAUUCAGUCAGUGACGAUGUGGACACCGCAGUGGGGCGUUCAGGAAGGAAAGGAAAAUGGCUGUUAGUAGCACUUCGGUUCUGCGAUUAUGUCCCGUAUGGUACCACUGGAGGACGGACUUGGAACAAGGACCUUUGUAUACAGAAGGCACGAGAUCAGUUGGAACAAAUCUUCAUUUUGGUAUCCAAACUUUUAUUCAUUUUGGUGUAUUAUUUGUAAAUGGGCAUUUGUAAUAAUGAAAAAAAGAACAACGUAGACUGGAUGGACAUUUGAUCUGUGCUGGUCAUGAAGUUGUUUUUUUUUUUUAAAAAAAGGAAACCAUGAUCAACAAGCUUUGCCAUGAAUUUAAGAAUUUUAUCAAGAUAUAUCGACUACUUCUACCCAUCUAUCUGUUCAUAGUUUAUGGACUGAGGUUCCAAGUUUGAAUCAUUCCUUUGCAUAUAAUUAAACCUGGAACAACAUGCACUCAAUUUAUGUAAGAAAUAUCUGUUGGUUUUCCAAAGGUUGUUAACAGAUGAAGUUUAUGUGCAAAAAAGGGUAAGAUAUAAAUUCAAGGAAGAAAAAAGUUGAUAGCUAAAAGGUAGAGUGUGUCUUCGAUAUAAUCCAAUUUGUUUUAUGUCAAAAUGUAAGUAUUUGUCUUCCCUAGAAAUCCUCAGAAUGAUUUCUAUAAUAAAGUUAAUUUCAUUUAUAUUUGACAAGAAUACUCUAUAGAUGUUUUAUACACAUUUUCAUGCAAUCACGCGUUUCUUUUUUGGCCAGCAAAAGUUUAUUGUUCUUAGAUAUAGUUGUAUUACUGUUCACAGUCCAAUCAUUUUGUGCAUCUAGAAUUCAUUCCUAAUCAAUUAAAAGUGCUUGCAAGAGUUUUAAACUUAAGUGUUUUGAAGUUGUUCACAACUACAUAUCAAAAUUAACCAUUGUUGAUUGUAAAAACCAUGCCAAAGCCUUUGUAUUUCCUUUAUUAUACUAUUUUCUUUUUAACCUUAUAGUGUUGUGUUACAAAUUUUGUUCCCAUGUUGGAGUAACAUUCUAAACCAAUGGUUACUUUCAUACAUUCUUUAUUUUAAAUCCUGAUGAUCUUUAAAGAAAUAAUUCUUAAAGAUAUCAUAAAUCAGAAAUGUGUUAGAAAAAAAAUCUACUCGAAGCUGCAUGUAGAUCUGUGCCCAUUUAUGCCCACAACACACAUACUAAUGGAAACAUUUUCCAGCUAGCCAUUUCAUCCAAAAGCUCAAAGUCUAGAAAUAAUUUUAAAACUGCAACAAGCUAUUAACUAAGAAUUGUCUUUUGAAUUAGGGCUGGCAUAUUCAAUCUGGGCAGAUUUCCAUUGUCAGCCUAUUUCAACAGCGAUUUCACUGAAGUAUAUUCAAAAGUAGAUUUCUUAUACAAGACCCUCUGAAAGCUGUUGCCUUUCUCCCUUUUCUCUCUCCCUCCCCUUUGCACAGAGGCAUCAUUCCCCAUUGAACCACUACAGCUGUUCCCAUUUGAAUCUCCCUUUCUGUGCGGUUGUGGAUGGUUGGAGGGUGGAGGGGGGAUGUUGCAUGUCAAGGAAUAAUGAGCACAGACACAUCAACAGACAACAACAAAGCAGACUGUGACUGGCCGGUGGGAGUUAAAGGCCUUCAGUCAUUGGCAGCUUAAGCCAAACAUUCCCAAAUCUAUGAAGCAGGGCCCAUUGUUGGUCAGUUGUUAUUUGCAAUGAAGCACAGAUCUGAUCAUGUUUAAAGUGGCGGCACGCAGGGCAGGAGUGCUUGAGCCCAAGCAAAGGAUGGAAGAAAAUAAGCCUUUGUUGUUCUGAAAACCUGUCGGAGACUUUUAUUUCUGUAUGUUCUGUGCAACACAUAAGUCAAUAUAGAUGUUUCCUUCUGCAAACUUCCAUCAAAGGCUGGGGGUCCUGGCAGUCUAGAUUAAAUGCUUGCACAGGCAGAAACCUCUGGGGACAAAGACCCACUUCCUCUGAAUUGUACUGUGCUUUUUAUUUGUUUUGUUAUGUUUUGAACCCCCCAAAAGCAAAUGAUCAGAAAUAUAGAAAUUAAUUGGAGGCUUUAAAAAAACAACCUUCUACCUCCACAUCUCCUGUUUUCUCGUGAAGGAGUCACUUGUGAACAGAUCAUUGUGACUCAUCUAUCUGGCAUGCUAUGUGUUAAUGCUUUUAUUCCACCAGAGUUGCUGUGCAUUUAGAGACACCUUCCUAGGUUGAGUGUAGCUUUUUCAUGUGUGUGUGUGUAGUUUGAUUCAAUGUCAGUCUGCACUGCAUGCUUGCACACUUCUGCAGUGGCAUGUGCAGACAUAUGCACUGUUGGUACAAUUGCCCAUGCAGGUGUUUCUACCUCCUGACAUUUCACAGCCCUCAUUCCCAGAGGGACAUGUAUCCAGGGAACUGUCGGAAGGGCUACGUGUGGUGUGUGCUGCAGCCGCUGCCUGGCUUCUUCCCUGGAAGAAGGGGGACGGUUUCCAACUGGCUAUGAUUUGGGCCAGGGUUAGGCAACCAGUUCUGGCCCAUGGCUCUGUUGUGUAGACUAUAGACUUAGGAGAACUGGUGGCCCUUGGGUGCAGGAGCUGGGAAUGGGAGAAGGGGAGUGCCGAGGGAGUGGAGAGUCGGUGCAUGUGCACUUGGGGCCGUGACCUCUGAGGGACUAGAUUUUCAGGGCACAGUGGCACGGCCUGGCUGAGUUGGAAGAAGAGGCUGCUCAGCUGCAGAAGGCCUCUGAUCCAGCAGGAUGCAAGGCUGCCCUGCCUUCUGCUCUCACCCUGGGGAGAUGAGCGGUACCCUGAAUGCAGCUCUGGGCACCCUCCCGGGGACAGCAUGGCCAGCACUGUGUGGAAGCAAUGCCCAGGAGGCUGCCUUCGACUCAUUGUUGAAACUGUUUAUUUACAGUUGGGCGCAUGUAUGUAUGUAUGUGUGUAUGUAUGUUUGUAUGUAUGUAUGUAUGUAUGUAUUGGUGGGAACUCCGCAGGGAGGCUUUGACACCAUCUUCCAGGACGGUGGCCUGGUAUUUGGGGUGUCCUCAGUAGAACCACACGACUAACAGCUUAUGCUUUUCCUCCAAACUUGGCUGGCUUAGGGAGACCAGGUGAACAGAAUCAGAGGUGAAUGUUUGAAUAAGAAACAUUCAGGUUACUGAGUAAAAAAAUUCUUUUUUACUACAAGAAAUUUCCAGAAUAUUUUCCCUUCAAAGCUGUACCUCCUGACUCUUACGUGGUGACCCACUGACUUUUCUUGAUACGGCUCACAUACUCAUCUCCUCCUGCUU